ACGUCAGAGGGGUCCUCCCACCGACUUCCGGAUUGGUUCUCGCUUCCUGCCGGACACACGUGGGCUCCGAGAUGGCGGAUCUGCAGAUGAAGUUACUCAGAAAGAAACUCCAGAAACGGAGCGAGAAGAUUCGCAAGAGAAACCUGGGCCGGCGAGAAGUCACGGAUAAAGCGGAAGCCGAGGAAGAACCAGAGAACUGCGAGUCUGAGGAGCGAACCCAGCAGGAAGCCCCCCAAAACGAGGACGUGCCCAAACCGGAAUCUGGAGAGGAUGCAGUUGCCCCAGCAACAUCUCCUACGUGCAAAAAGAAAAAGAAGAGGAAGAAGGUGGUGAAGACAGAUGAGAGCGAUGCAAAGAAACCAAAGACAGAGGAGGGUCCUGAGAGGUCAGCUGGUGACACAAAUGGGGAAAAUCCAAGUGAUGCCCAGGCAGUCGAUGAAGAGGAAGAUGCCCCCAGUUUACCGAUGGGUUUAACAGGUGCUUUUGAGGACACGGCGUUCUCCUCCCUGGCAGACGCUGUCAAUGAGAACACCCUACGAGCCAUUUCUGAAAUGGGCUUCACACACAUGACCGAGAUUCAGCAUAAGUCCAUCCGGCCCCUGCUGGAGGGCAGGGAUGUUUUGGCAGCCGCCAGGACCGGCAGCGGGAAGACGUUGGCUUUCCUUAUCCCGGCGAUAGAACUGGUCUACAAGCUGAAAUUCAUGCCCCGGAAUGGCACCGGCGUUCUCAUCUUGUCCCCGACGCGUGAGCUCGCCAUGCAGACGUAUGGAGUCCUCAAGGAGCUGAUGGCUCAUCACGUUCACACUUAUGGCCUGAUCAUGGGGGGCAGUAACCGCUCUGCGGAGGCACAGAAGCUCGCCAAUGGUGUUAAUAUUGUGGUGGCGACUCCUGGGCGGCUGCUGGAUCACAUGCAGAACACACCUGGCUUCAUGUACAAGAACCUGCAGUGUCUGGUGAUUGAUGAGGCUGAUCGGAUCCUUGAGGUUGGAUUUGAACAAGAAAUGAAACAAAUUAUAAAUCUGCUCCCAAAGCGCAGACAGACCAUGCUGUUUUCUGCAACUCAGACUCGGAAGGUGGAGGACCUGGCAAGGAUCUCACUGAAAAAGGAGCCAUUGUACGUGGGUGUGGAUGACCACAAAGACACAGCCACAGUAGAUGGCCUGGAGCAGGGCUACGUGGUCUGUCCGUCUGAAAAGCGAUUCCUCCUAUUAUUCACCUUCUUGAAGAAGAAUCGUAAGAAGAAGAUGAUGGUUUUCUUCUCUUCUUGUAUGUCUGUGAAAUAUCACUACGAGCUUCUCAAUUACAUCGACUUGCCGGUGAUGGCGAUUCACGGGAAGCAGAAACAGACCAAACGAACCACCACAUUCUUCCAGUUCUGUAACGCAGACUCUGGGAUACUGCUCUGCACGGAUGUCGCUGCCAGAGGCCUGGACAUCCCCGAGGUGGAUUGGAUCGUCCAGUAUGACCCUACUGAUGACCCCAAGGAGUACAUCCACCGAGUUGGCCGGACAGCGCGCGGUAUAGAUGGCAAAGGACACGCGUUACUGAUUCUCCGGCCGGAGGAGCUGGGUUUCCUGCGUUACCUGAAGCAGGCCAAGGUGCCUCUGAGUGAAUUUGAGUUCUCUUGGAGUAAAAUCUCUGACAUCCAGUCUCAGCUGGAGAAGCUGAUAGAAAAGAACUAUUAUCUGCAUAAAUCUGCGCAGGAAGCGUAUAAAGCGUACAUCCGCGCCUACGACUCCCACUCCCACAAACAGAUCUUUGAUGUAAACACCCUGGAUCUGCCCAAAGUGUGCCAGUCCUUCGGGUUCCUAGUUCCUCCGUACGUCGACCUGAAUGUGAACAGCAGCGGGGGCAAAAAGCCACAGAAACGGGGGGGCGGCGGAGGCUUCGGCUACCAGAAACCAAAAAGCUUUCAUAAAGCCAAGAUCUUUAAACAUAUCAAUAAGGGUGGCCGGAGCGACAGCCGCCAGUUCACACGCUGACCGCCGGGACCUUUAACUCCAACACUUCCCUUUACAUAUGAAAGUCCUUUCCCUCAAUUCGCUAAAUGGAAAUGUAGCCCCCUGUAUUGUCCCUCGUCUGGGCAGAGGCAUUUGCUUAUUUUAAAGGUGCUGAUCAGGCGUUGAUAUAAACUGUACAGAAGGUUAUAUUUGGGGUAUGUUUUCAUUUUCAACUAAAACAUGUUUGGAAGUGGGAAUCGAGUCACUUGUGGGGGGUAUUAGGAGCUGCUGUCUACGGUGGGUUUUCCCUGGGGGGGCUAUUAGGCUAGGGCGCAGCUCCUUUCUCUCUGGGGGGGGGUCUUUACAUUCCAUUUCUUGUCCCUGUGGAAUGAAUGUCUUUUGGCUCCGCCCACCAUCUCCCCAGUUUCUGUGAAAUGUCCAGAAUUCUCACCAUAAAUAUUUAUAUAUAAAAA
Molecule: messenger RNA, 2413 nt
Organism: Spea bombifrons (plains spadefoot toad)
Lineage: Eukaryota; Metazoa; Chordata; Amphibia; Anura; Pelobatidae
Gene: DDX18
Product: DEAD-box helicase 18
Exons: 14
Coding region: 72-1982 (636 amino acids)
Biological process (GO): maturation of LSU-rRNA from tricistronic rRNA transcript (SSU-rRNA, 5.8S rRNA, LSU-rRNA)
Cellular component (GO): nucleolus
Molecular function (GO): nucleic acid binding; ATP binding; RNA helicase activity
Source: RefSeq, a predicted model, not a curated record